Paramuricea clavata is the source of this 930-nucleotide messenger RNA. The record is from the annotation of a GenBank genome assembly. NCBI's taxonomy places the organism in Eukaryota, Metazoa, Cnidaria, Anthozoa, Malacalcyonacea, Plexauridae.
AUGGAACUGGAACCUUGCAUGAAGAAAGACGAGCUUGUCGCAUCCACGAUACCAAGGUACUUUGCGAGGUGGCUUCAUAUACUCUGCAUUGAUUUGUAAUAUACAGACACAGAGAAGACUAUCAACCACUACCUAUAAUUCCCCCCAAGCAAGACAACAUAAAUAUCAAGAAAUCACCAUUCAUGCCUCCGGAUAAUGACGAAUUCCCACCCCCUCCCGAGGUAAGGUCCAAUCACUGAUCUCAAGAUUAAAAACUGAAUACUUUAUCUGUCGCGCAUAAACAAAUUCAAAUUUGAUACGUUUUUCCAGCGACAAACAAACUUAAAAAGUAUGUUUCACUUUCGGUAAAGUAAUGCAAAAAUGAAGAGAUUUUUGAUGGUAUGUCAAAGAGAAAAUGAUGUCUGAAGUUCAGUCAAGCCGUGCUAAUCUGUAUAUUUCGCCGUUUAAAACGAUCUAAAACUCGAGAGACAACAGAAGAAAUGCGAGAAGCCUUUUUUUUCAAGUUACGUUGAGAUACUUGCUUGAUAAUAUAACUAAUUUAAACAUGUAACCGUUUGACUCGUAAGGAUUGCGACAUAUUUAAAAAAUUUCAAUAGUGGCCAUUUUGAAUUGUUUAAUUUUCCCGGGCGAUGACGACUAAGAGUAGUCAUCGCCCGGGAAAUUCAUUAGUACUUCUAGCUUCUGUUGCGAUUUCUAAUGACCCGUUAAAUAUUCACCUUGUUGUAAUUUGGAUCACCUUUGCUUCUAUUAAACAGCAGUCUUUUCGAAACGAUCCAUCUAAAUUGGUGGGCGAUUUUUCAACGCUUUCCACUUGUAUGUCGUAUCCUCAUGUCUUAUUUUUAACAGCACGCCCACGACAUGGAAGAAACAAAUCUUCAAAACCUAAUGAAAGAUCUGGAUGCCAUUAUGGCCAAGGAGGAUAGAGUUUAA